Carya illinoinensis is the source of this 1973-nucleotide messenger RNA. RefSeq names its product ankyrin repeat-containing protein At2g01680-like. Bases 174 to 1772 code for a protein of 532 amino acids. Gene Ontology annotation, cellular component: plasma membrane. Gene Ontology annotation, molecular function: protein phosphatase regulator activity; protein phosphatase 1 binding. The transcript has 3 exons. Lineage: Eukaryota; Viridiplantae; Streptophyta; Magnoliopsida; Fagales; Juglandaceae. The record is from RefSeq and is a predicted model, not a curated record.
CUCUGCGCACGCACGCACGCACACAAACACGCACUCUCCUCAGUCCUUCCGAAUACAUUAAACAGAACCUUCGGAGUUUUCACGAUACCAUCCAUUUCCUCCAAUUUAUUUUCAAUUGUUCCGUCUGUCAAUGAAAAACUUGGGAACUUGAUUUACUGCUUCUCUCUUACGAGAUGGACUCCAAGUCUCUGCGCUUCAUCACCCACCAGUCGUUCUUUUCUUCUGUCCGAUCCGGCGACCUCGACUCUAUCAAACAGCUCUUUGAUAAGCUUACGGGAGGCGAGUCGUCCGAUGGGUUCGCCGUCUCCGGUCUACUGGCUUUGCAAAACGACGCGGGCGAGACCGCCCUGUACGUGGCCGCAGACAAUAAUAUGCCGGAGCUGUUCACCUACUUGCUCAGGUUCUCUGAUCUUCAGACUCUAAAGAUCAGGUCCAAGUCUGAUAUGGACGCCUUCCACGUUGCCGCUAAGCGCGGCCACUUGGGUAUUGUGAGGGAACUUUUGGCUAUUUGGCCUGAGCUUUGCAAGUCAUGUGACUCCUCAAACACUAGCCCCCUUUAUUCAGCUGCUGUUAAGGAUCAUUUGGAUGUGGUGAGUGCCAUCUUGGAUGUUGAUGCCACCUCGGUUAGGAUGGUAAGGAAAAAUGGAAAGACUGCAUUGCAUACGGCUGCCAGGUAUGGCCUCCUUCGUAUUGUAAAAGCACUUAUUGAGCGUGAUUCAGGAAUUAUCACAAUCAAAGAUAAGAAGGGCCAAACAGCACUUCAUAUGGCUGUAAAAGGUCAGUGCCCUUCAGUCGUAGAGGAGUUAUUGCUUGCCAAUUUUUCUAUACUGAAUGAACAUGACAAGAAGGGUAAUGUAGCUGUGCAUAUAGCAACAAGAAAAGGUCGUUCACAGAUAGUGAGCCUUUUGCUUAGCUACAAGUCUGUUGAUGUCAACGCAAUUAACAAUCAGCAUGAGACCGCAAUGGAUUUGGCAGAUAAGCUGCCAUAUGGAGAAUUGGCAUUUGAAAUUAAGGAUUCUCUGGUGGAAGCUGGUGCCAAGCAUGCCAGACAUGUAGGCCAAGAGGAUGAAGCAAUGGAACUCAAAAGGACUGUCAGUGAUAUAAAGCACGAGGUGCACUCACAACUCAAAGAAAAUGAGCAAACCCGGCGUCGAGUUUCUGGUAUUGCUAAAGAAUUAAAGAAACUUCACAGAGAAGCUGUUCAAAACACCACAAAUUCGAUAACAGUUGUCGCUGUUCUUUUUGCCUCAAUAGCUUUCUUGGCUAUAUUUAACUUGCCUGGCCAGUAUGUUACUGACCAACCAAAUACAGGGAAGGCUAAAAUAGCUGACAGUGUUGGUUUCAAAGUGUUCUACCUUUUAAAUGCUACAUCUCUCUUCAUUUCUCUCGCAGUUGUUGUGGUUCAGAUUACUUUGGUGGCGUGGGACACUAGGGCUCAGAAGCAGGUUGUAUCAGUUGUUAACAAGCUAAUGUGGGCUGCCUGUGCAUGCACUUGUGGGGCUUUUCUGUCGAUAGCUUUUGUAGUUGUUGGAAAGGGAAGCUCCUGGAUGGCUAUUACUAUAACCCUUACGGGAGCACCGAUUCUUGUGGGGACUCUUGCUAGUUUGUGCUACUUUGUUUUCCGACAACAUUUUGGGAUUUUCCGCGGCGACUCCCAGAGACGCAUCAGAAGGGCAAGCGGGAGCAAGUCUUUCUCAUGGUCGGUUUACUCUGCAAAUAUAUCAGAUCUUGAUGACUAUAACUCAGACCUCGAGAAAAUAUAUGCUCUGUAGACAAAGUCUUUAGAACUAUGAGUUAGCUGCACAACAUCUUCAUAUGCAUAGUGUUUAUCUGAAUGUAAGUAGUUGCUCGUGCAAUGUAAGGAUAAGCAAUUUCUAUUUCUGAGUUUGUGCAAGGGAAAAUUGGUGUAUCAUGGUUGACAAACAAAAAAUGUUGUAUAUUUUAUGCAUGAGGAAGUAUAUUAUUAAGUGCAA